GGGUAUUCGAAUGUGAAUCAAGAAACUCAUAAGAUGCAAGAAGGGAAGACUUUAUUCGCCAGAAUCGAUGAUUCUCCUAUGUUUCGUCAACAGAUCCAAUCAUUGGAGGAAAGUUCUGAGACUUUGAGGGACAAAUGUCUAAAGUAUUAUAAAGGAUGUCGAAAGUACACAGAAGGGCUUGGAGAGGCAUAUGAUAGAGACAUUGCUUUUGCCAGUUCACUUGAAAUCUUUAGUGGAGGGCGUAAUGAUCCCAUUUCUGUUGCAUAUGGAGGCCCUGAUAUGGCCAAAUUUGCUAUCGCUCUGAGAGAAAUUGGAACCUACAAGGAAGUUCUUCGGUCACAGGUAGAGCGUAUAUUAAAUGAUCGAUUACUGCAUUUAGCAACCAUUGAUCUUCCAGAUGUAAAGGAAGCUCGGAAGCGUUUUGACAAAGCCAAUGUUGCUUAUGAUCAGGUUCGAGAGAAGUUUUUGUCAUUGAGGAAAAGUACUAGGAUGGAUAUAGCUGCAGCCAUUGAGGAGGAACUUUACAAUGCAAGGUUGAGCUUUGAGCAAGCCCGCUUUAAUCUGGUCGGUGCUCUUUCUGCGGUUGAGGCCAAAAAGAAGUAUGAAUUUUUGGAAGCUGUUGGCAGUAUGAUGGACAGUCAUCUUCGGUUUUUCAAACAGGGGUAUGAAGUUUUGCAUCAAAUGGAGCCUUAUAUCAGCCAGGUCUUGGCUUAUUCACAAAAAGCUCGAGAAAGUUCCAUGUAUGAGCAGGCAGCUCUCAAUGAGAGGAUGCAAGAGUACAAAAGGAAAAUAGAUCAAGAAAGGAGAUGUUCGUUCAAUGGGUCUACAAAUGGUGACGUCACACAACCUUUUUCCAGGAGUUCUCACAAACUUAUUGAAGCAGUCAUGCAAUCUGCUUCUGAAGGAAAGGUACAAACUAUAAAACAAGGAUACCUGUCAAAGCGUUCUUCUAAUAUCAGAGGUGACUGGAAGAGAAGAUUCUUUGUUCUAGAUAGCAGAGGAAUGCUGUACUACUAUCGAAAACAAUUGAGCAGGCCAUCUUUUCAGGGUUCUGCCAGCCCACUCCUUUCAAACAGAUGCUCUUCCCCAGAACCGGGAUCAGGACUGCUGAGUCGUUGGCUUUCUUCUCAUUAUCAUGGAGGUGUACAUGAGGAAAAAGCUGUUGCACGUCACACAGUGAACCUACUGACAUCAACAAUAAAAGCAGAUGCAGAUCAGUCUGAUCUGAGAUUUUGCUUCAGAAUAAUUUCACCAACAAAGAAUUAUACUUUGCAGGCAGAGAGUGCAGCGGAGCAAAUGGACUGGAUAGAAAAAAUAACAGGAGUUAUUACUUCAUUGCUAACUUCCCAGACACCUGAAAGGCAUUUCUCUGGUAGUCCCAUUAGUGAAAGUAGUUCUAUAGGAAGUCCAAUUGACCAUGAUCAAAGAGCAAUGGAAGAGUACACAUCUGGGAGGGAUCUUACUGGUAGAUCUUUCAUACGCCCAUCCAAAAGUUCAGUGCACAUCCUCAGCACGAAAAGAGAGAAACCAGUUGAAGCACUAAAACGGAUACCUGGGAAUGAUAAAUGUGCUGAUUGUGGUGCUCCUGGACCAGAAUGGGCUUCUUUAAAUCUUGGACUUCUUAUAUGCAUUGAAUGUUCUGGUGUUCACCGGAACUUUGGUGUACAUAUAUCCAAGGUAAGAUCUUUGAAACUUGAUGUUAAAGUGUGGGGGCCUUCAAUCAUAACGCUUUUCGAGGCACUGGGUAAUGUGUUCGUGAAUUCUGUUUGGGAGGAGCUGUUGCAUGCAAGAAAAACGUUUCAGGCUGAUGAAAUACCAAUGCGGUUUUUUGAGUCUGAAAAACACAAAGAGUUCUUUGGAAAACCCAGUUAUGCUGAUCAUAUUUCAGUAAAGGAGAGAUUCAUUCAUGCAAAGUACGCAGAAAAACGUUUCAUUCACAAGGUGAAGGACACUACACACCUCCUUUCGGUUGCAGAACAGUUGUGGGAAGGUGUCCGUGCAAAUGACAAGAAAGCUGUAUAUCGUCUCAUUGUGGUCUACCAAUCUGAUGUUAAUGCAGUCCAUGGGGAAGAAGCAUCACCUGGCAGUGAUAGUUCAAGCUCAUUUAACCCACAAAGUGAAAGUGAAGAGCAUUGCAUUGCUGAAUUUCUUGAUGGCUGUUCCUUACUUCACCUAGCUUGCCAAACUGCUGAUAUUGGCAUGGUGGAGCUGCUUCUGCAGCAUGGUGCCAACAUAAAUGCUUGUGAUUCACGAGGUCAGACCCCACUGCAUCAUAGUGUUAUGAGAGGAAGAACUGCAACUUCCAAACUGUUACUUGCGAGGGGGGCCAACCCACGCAUUGCUGAUCUUGAAGGCAAGACCCCAUGUCACCUUGUCUCAGAAUUAGCCCUCAAUGAUGUGGAGAUUCUUUCCCUCCUGAAAGUUGCAAAUAGAUAGCAGCAGCACAAAGGUCACUCGGAGGUAAGAGUUUCCACGUCCCACAGAGUGAUGCGUUAUCUUCAAAGCAACUAAGGUUUAAGCUAUCUCGGAAAACAGCUUGCUAUAAUGUCCAGGUCUUGGAGAUUUUAAUAUAUGCAGCCUUCAUGGAAUGAAGGAGAGAAAUCUCUUUGCGUUGGCAAAUUGGAGCGAAGAGAUGAUAUAACAGAGAGUGCCCAGGAUGUUUAGUUUGCUGCUUCACUCAUGCUUCAAGAUGCAUAAUCCACUUGUUCAUAUGUAUUUUUCAGCGUUUAGUUUCUUCUCUAUAAAUUCUUGCAGAGCUUACAGAAUUAGACAGUAGAUUAGUUGUAAAUAGUUUGUUAUAUUAAAUUAGUUUGAGAUGCUGUAGAAACUGAAGAGGUGCAAAGUGAUAAUUUUUUUUCUUCCCCAACUAUAUAUAUAAAGCAAACUCAUGUUGAUCAAUU
Messenger RNA from Solanum verrucosum, 2900 nucleotides. RefSeq names its product ADP-ribosylation factor GTPase-activating protein AGD3-like. Gene Ontology annotation, molecular function: GTPase activator activity; protein binding. The transcript has 19 exons. NCBI's taxonomy places the organism in Eukaryota, Viridiplantae, Streptophyta, Magnoliopsida, Solanales, Solanaceae. Gene Ontology annotation, cellular component: cytoplasm. The record is from RefSeq and is a predicted model, not a curated record. The coding region runs from base 34 to 2436 and encodes 800 amino acids.